CUGACUUUGACUUGUAAACGAGUAGACGACACAUUUUCCCGGAUUCUUCUUCUUACAAAAACUUCUUUCUUAAAUCUAUCGAUUUUCAAAGACGUGUAAGUUGUAAACAUUAGAUCUGUGGUGUAAUUUAAUCCUCUUUAAUCCACGUACUCACACCCCACGCUGUCUCUUUCUAUAUAAGAAGUCAUAGCAUUGCCUUCCCCUUCACUCCCCACCACCAUGGCAAUCUCUUCUGCAGCUUGGCUACUCUUCUCCUCUUUUCUCUUUCUCUCCCAUGGCGUUCUUCAGCUUCAAGCUUCCCAUCAUCUUUACAGAGACAUUAAGGCUUCCUCAUCUCCUCCUGCACACCAGCCUUACAGAACUUCUUAUCACUUCCAACCCCCCAAGAACUGGAUCAACGAUCCUAAUGGACCAAUGAUUUACAAGGGACUUUAUCAUCUAUUUUACCAGUACAAUCCGAAAGGUGCGGUGUGGGGGAACAUUGUCUGGGCACACUCAACAUCAGUGGAUUUGGUGAAUUGGACCCCACAUGUUCCUGCCAUAUACCCAUCACAACCGUCGGACAUCAAUGGUUGCUGGUCGGGUUCCACCACAAUCCUCCCCUCCGGUGAACCAGUCAUUCUUUACACUGGAAUCAACCCACAGAACCAGCAAGUCCAAAACUUGGCCACACCCAAAAACCUCUCCGACCCGUAUCUGACGGAAUGGGUCAAGUCCGCCAAAAAUCCACUAAUGGCCCCUACUAUAGCCAACCAAAUCAAUGCAAGCUCAUUCAGAGACCCGACCACCGCUUGGUUAGGCCCUGACCAGAUAUGGAGAGUGAUCAUCGGAAGCAAAAGGAAUCGCCAGGGAUUAGCUAUUCUAUACCGGAGCAAAGAUUUUGUUCACUGGACUAAAUCUCAGCACCCACUUCACUCGGCAAAAGACACCGGAAUGUGGGAGUGCCCCGAUUUCUACCCGGUUCCAAUCAAUGCCAAUCUUGGCGUUGACACGUCAGUUAUCGGCCCGCAUGUUAAACACGUGCUCAAGUUGAGCCUGGACGACACCAAACAUGAUUACUACACGGUCGGAACUUAUAACGUGAAUAAGGAUAUUUAUGUUCCAGACAAGGGACAGGUGGAUAGCGAUUCCGGGCUGAGAUAUGAUUAUGGAAAAUUUUAUGCUUCAAAAACUUUCUUUGAUAGUGCAAAGAAAAGAAGAAUCUUGUGGGGUUGGAUUAAUGAGUCCUCCAGCGUCGAAGAUGAUAUCAAGAAGGGAUGGUCAGGAGUUCAGGCAAUUCCAAGGAGUAUUUGGCUGCAUAAAUCUGGGAAACAAUUAGUGCAAUGGCCGAUUAGCGAAAUUGAAAGGCUGCGGGAAAACCAAGUCAAGUUGCAUAAACAAGUGCUUAAGGGAGGAUUAGCACUUGAAGUUUCUGGUGUCACGUCAGCACAGGCUGAUGUAGAGAUUUCAUUCAAAACAAUUGAGUUGCAAAAAGCAGAAAAGCUAGACCCCAAGUGGACCAAUCCACAAGCACUUUGUAGCCAAAAGGGUGCGUCAGUAAAGGGGCGGCUGGGACCAUUCGGGCUGCUGGCUCUGGCUUCAAAGGGCUUGCAAGAGCAAACAGCAGUGUUCUUCAGAAUAUUCAAAGGUCAAGACAAAUAUGUGGUGCUCAUGUGCAGUGAUCAAAGCAGGUCUUCCCUAAAUAAUGGUAAUGAUAAGACCACUUAUGGGGCUUUUCUAGAUGUCAACCCUUCUCAUGAGGAGCUGUCACUUAGAAGCUUGAUCGACCAUUCAAUUGUAGAAAGCUUUGGUGGAAAGGGAAAGGCAUGCAUCACAGCUAGGGUUUAUCCCACAUUGGCAAUUCAAGAUGAGGCCCACUUGCAUGUUUUCAACAAUGGCACUGAGAAUAUUCAAAUCACAAGAUUUAGUGCUUGGAGCAUGAAGAAAGCCCAACUCACUUGAGGGUUGAGAACUCGAAACUCUAAUUAUUGUGUUAGUGUACGUUUGAAAUAAAAUAUAUUUUGAGAGUUGAAACUCUAAUUA
Corylus avellana is the source of this 2022-nucleotide messenger RNA. RefSeq names its product beta-fructofuranosidase, insoluble isoenzyme CWINV1. Gene Ontology annotation, molecular function: hydrolase activity, hydrolyzing O-glycosyl compounds. The record is from RefSeq and is a predicted model, not a curated record. Gene Ontology annotation, biological process: carbohydrate metabolic process. Lineage: Eukaryota; Viridiplantae; Streptophyta; Magnoliopsida; Fagales; Betulaceae.